GCAGGCGCAGGACACUCCUUCCGCUCUCUCCGGCCGUGUUCACGAGUCUCGCAGUCAUGUCUUACCCCGCCGAUGAUUACGAGUCUGAGGCCGCCUAUGAUCCCUAUACUUACCCCGGCGACUAUGAUAUGCACACAGGAGAUCCAAAGCAGGAUCUGGCUUAUGAACGUCAGUAUGAACAGCAGACCUAUCAGGUGAUCCCCGAAGUGAUCAAAAACUUCAUCCAAUAUUUCCACAAAACCGUGUCAGAUUUGAUCGACCAGAAGGUGUAUGAGCUACAGGCAAGUCGUGUCUCCAGUGAUGUCAUUGACCAGAAAGUGUAUGAGAUCCAGGACAUCUAUGAGAACAGGUAUGGGCUGCUGGGUGACGGCACUGUACUGGACAGUGCAGGCAGAGAGAGAGAUACUCCUUUGCCAUCUCUUUCAGAUGCUGUCUUCCUGAUUUUGUACAAAGAAUUAUACUACAGGCACAUAUAUGCUAAAGUCAGUGGGGGACCUUCCUUGGAACAGAGGUUUGAAUCCUAUUAUAACUACUGCAAUCUCUUCAACUACAUUCUUAAUGCUGAUGGUCCUGCUCCCCUUGAACUACCCAACCAGUGGCUCUGGGAUAUCAUUGAUGAGUUCAUCUAUCAGUUUCAGUCAUUUAGCCAGUACCGCUGUAAGACCGCCAAGAAGUCAGAGGAGGAGAUUGACUUCCUUCGUUCCAAUCCCAAAAUCUGGAAUGUUCACAGUGUCCUCAAUGUCCUUCACUCCCUGGUAGACAAGUCCAACAUCAACCGGCAGUUGGAGGUGUACACAAGCGGAGGUGACCCCGAGAGUGUGGCCGGGGAGUAUGGACGGCACUCCCUCUACAAGAUGCUUGGCUACUUCAGCCUGGUGGGGCUUCUGCGUCUGCACUCCCUGCUGGGGGAUUACUACCAGGCCAUCAAGGUGCUGGAGAAUAUCGAACUGAACAAGAAGAGCAUGUACUCCCGAGUGCCCGAGUGCCAGGUCACCACAUACUAUUAUGUUGGUUUUGCAUAUCUGAUGAUGCGGCGCUACCAGGAUGCCAUCCGGGUCUUUGCCAACAUCCUCCUUUACAUCCAGAGGACCAAGAGCAUGUUCCAGAGGACCACAUACAAGUAUGAGAUGAUCAACAAGCAGAAUGAGCAGAUGCAUGCGCUGCUGGCCAUCGCCCUCACCAUGUACCCUAUGCGUAUCGAUGAGAGCAUUCACCUCCAGCUGCGGGAGAAAUACGGGGAUAAGAUGCUACGUAUGCAGAAGGGUGACCCACAGGUCUACGAGGAGCUUUUCAGCUAUUCCUGCCCGAAAUUCCUGUCUCCCGUAGUUCCCAACUACGACAAUGUGCACCCCAACUACCACAAGGAACCCUUCUUGCAGCAGCUGAAGGUGUUUUCUGAUGAAGUGCAGCAGCAGGCCCAGCUCUCAACCAUUCGUAGCUUCCUCAAGCUCUACACCACUAUGCCUGUGGCCAAGCUGGCCGGCUUCCUCGACCUCACAGAGCAGGAGUUCCGCAUCCAGCUUCUUGUCUUCAAGCACAAAAUGAAGAACCUGGUGUGGACCAGCGGCAUCUCUGCCCUAGACGGCGAAUUUCAGUCAGCCUCUGAGGUUGACUUCUACAUCGAUAAGGACAUGAUCCACAUUGCAGACACCAAAGUUGCCAGACGCUAUGGGGAUUUUUUCAUCCGGCAGAUUCAUAAAUUUGAGGAGCUCAAUCGAACUCUGAAGAAGAUGGGACAGAGACCCUGAGGACAUUCACACUCGCAUUAUCAUGAACUUAUUUUGAUGUCGUCGGUGGGGAGUGAUUUUGCCACGGUGGAGCUUGUACCUAGCUCAGUAGUCAGCCUGUCAACCGAGUUGAAGUUUAUUUGAGUCAAGGACUGAAAUGUUUUCAGUAGGUCUCAGUAAAGGAUCUUCUUUGGAGCCA
This is a messenger RNA of Myotis lucifugus (little brown bat), 1926 nucleotides long. RefSeq names its product eukaryotic translation initiation factor 3 subunit L (gene EIF3L). The coding region runs from base 57 to 1748 and encodes 563 amino acids. The record is from RefSeq and is a predicted model, not a curated record. The transcript has 12 exons. Lineage: Eukaryota; Metazoa; Chordata; Mammalia; Chiroptera; Vespertilionidae. Gene Ontology annotation, biological process: translational initiation. Gene Ontology annotation, molecular function: translation initiation factor activity; protein binding. Gene Ontology annotation, cellular component: eukaryotic translation initiation factor 3 complex; cytoplasm.